Molecule: messenger RNA, 962 nt
Organism: Drosophila ananassae
Lineage: Eukaryota; Metazoa; Arthropoda; Insecta; Diptera; Drosophilidae
Gene: AgmNAT
Exons: 1
Coding region: 80-727 (215 amino acids)
Molecular function (GO): N-acetyltransferase activity
Source: RefSeq, a predicted model, not a curated record
GGAAGAUCAGUUACUCGAAGACUCUCCACGUGGGUGCCUGCCUUUGUGGAGAACAUUACGACACUGCAGAACAGGGAACAUGGAGGACGUCCAGGUGCGACCGGUGAGGCAGGAGGAGGCGGAGCAGCUGAUGACCUUCCUGCUGAAGCACUACUACGCCGAGGAGCCCCUCACGGUGGGCACAAGUCCCCCGGAACCGGACGCCGCCGACAAGGAGUUCCUGCUCUCGAAUAUUCCGCACGGAACCUGCUUCCUGGCCGUCCUACCGGAGGCCCAGGGCCAGCGGAUAGUCGGCGCCGUGGUGGCGGGGCCCAAGGACGCGACGGCGCCUCAGGAGGUGGCCCAGGAGGCCGCAAAGCACGCCGGCACCAAGUGGGGUCGCAUCCUCACCGCCCUCUCCGCCGUGGAGACCGCCACCGAUGUGUGUCGCCGGUAUGAGGUGCCCAGCAGCAUCCACGUCCACGCUCUGGGCGUGGAUCCCGCCGUCAGAGGCCGAGCGCUGGGCGCCCGCCUCAUGACCGCCGCCAUCCAGCAGGCCCGGCAUCUGGGCCACCGCCUCGUCUCCGUCGACUGCACCAGCGUCUACUCCGCCCGCCUGGUCCGGGGCCUGGGCUUCGAGCUCGUCCACACGCUGCGCUACGCGGACCUGAAGGACGCCGGCGGGGAGCAGCUCAUCCGGCCCCCGGCUCCUCACGAGAGUAUCCAGACCUUUGUGCUCCGGCUGUAGUGGGCCGUGGAAUGGCUCGGAGCAGCAGUUCUACCUGUUCCACCUGGCUAUCUCCUAUCUUAUCAGGGCCUUGCCCAAACACCUGUUAUCGAACGUGUAAAGUAUCUAUAGUGGCCCUCAAUGUUAGAACUCUAAUCUGGGAAUUGGCGGUCUUUUUUGCCCUAAAGAUUAUGAUAAAAAAUAAACUAUACCCGCCUUUGUUUUCAAGAAAGGAUACGGUUCUCUCCCUUUGUAA